CCCGGGUCGGUGAGGAGUGAAGCCUACGUGCGUCUGUCUGCCUUCUGACCUCCACUUGAAUGAGCAGAGUUCCUUGGGCGGUGCACGGACAGCAGUGAACGUUCUUGCAAUGUGCUUACAUGAAAAUGUUUAGAUACAUGGUUUAGCGCUUUGUGUUUAUUUGUAUAGUGCUGUUUUAAACUAUUAUAGAAUACUGCGGCGAAGUAUCAGAGAUUCACAGUUUUGUGCGGAAACUUUUUAGUGGAAACCUACCGUGUUGCGUGUAACGAAAAGCACCGGAGGCUGUAUAGUUUCAUACAUUUUCGUUCUGUCGCUGGGAUAUUCCUUAGUGAACAUACAAGUGCACCCGUGAAGACUCAUUAGCGAGGCCAGGGAGCGGCGAGACCCUUCCCUGACCCACCUUGGCCCUUCUGGGAGACCGCGUCACCGCGAGCAUUGACCACCACCGCGGCGGCCGGCAGGACCAAGAUGCAGGGGAAAGGGUGGGCACGGAGUAGGGUGGUGGGCGUGGUGGCCCUCCUCACCAUCACCAUCUCCUUCCACGCUGGAUGCUCUCAAGCUCUCUCCUUCGAUCCCAAGAAGCUGGAGUCGUCGUCACAACUCUGGUCAGGUUACCAUCCAAACAUCAACGUGCUCGCCACCAGCUUCGAGGACUCCACGCCAACGAAUAUCACGGCGCUGGUUGGGGACUCCGCCUUUCUCCCUUGCACUGUCUUCCACCUCGGCGACAGAUCCGUGACGUGGAUGAGGAAACGAGACCUGCACAUCCUGACUGCCGGCAUUUAUACCUACUCUGCUGAUGAGCGGUUCAUGGUUCUUCAUCCUGAGAAUUCCAACGACUGGACGCUGCACAUCAAAUUCGCCACACUGCGGGACUCCGGCGUGUACGAGUGUCAGGUGAACUCAGACCCAAAGAUCAGCCGCACUGUUUACCUCAACGUCAUAGAGAACCAGCUGGACGACCCAGGACCCUAUGGCGUCGCCGUCACUGACACACGUUUCCCAGACUAUAAGUUUGACUACGAUGAAAGACUAAGAAUGUACAAGAAGACGAAGAGGACCAAGGUGCCCGUGGUGUUGAUUGAGGGGCUUCAGGAGCGGCACAUCCAGCGGGGCAGCAUCCUCGGCAUCACCUGUGUAGUUCGCCACGCGCCGCAAGAGGCUCCUGAAAACAUCCUUUGGUUCCACGGGGCGCUCAGUAUCGACUACGAUUCUCCCAGGGGCGGCGUGUCCAUCCAGACGGAAAAAUCCUUGACGAAAACAGUCAGUAAAUUGAUGCUGUCUGCCGUGGACCAAAGUGACACAGGGGAGUACAGCUGUAGCCCCACCGCCCUGGAGCCUGCUGAGAUCACCGUGCACGUGCAGGAUGGUCAGAUCCAGCAGCCAGUGAAGCAAGGCCUGGGCUUCAGCAAAGCUCCGCGCAGCGCCGCCUCCUGGAGCUUCCUCCUGCUUCUGGCGAUUCUAAUACAGCUCCACACAAACGAAUGGAGUCUAUUUGACUAAGGGCCUUGGGACGCCCCGCCCCACUAUAUAUUGAUUCAAGAUAUAUGGACGAAAACCUCCGCCAAACCUUUUUGCAGACACAACACCUUUUGGGACUGACACGUGAAUGACAAUUUUCUUAAGUUGUUUGAACUGUUUAAAAUUCACUGUGUACUCCACUGAAACUGUUUAAUGAGGUGUAUUAGUGAACAAGGAUGCCCACAUGAGUUUGUAAUAACACCGUGCUGAGGUCAUGGCCUCCCACGAACGGUAGCUGUUGAUUGUAACAUGUCUGGGAUUUCCUGUGGAUGGAUGUGCAAAGAUGUAAGAUCUGUUAUGAUUCAGUUUUGAUACUUUUAAGUCAUAAUGAAAUAAUGACUGGUUCUAAUCAUUGCAAAAUGGUUAAAACUUCAGAAGCUUUUUUAACCUUCUCAAAAUGACCCUGUAUCAAUAAAUUAGAUUAUAACAAGGAGCUGUAGCCGUCGUUAAGUAUUUUGUUUACUAUGGGCCAAAUUACUGCCUCCAGUAUUACAGGUUUCGAAAAGAUGAGCAAUAUGUAAGUUAUUUUGUGAAAAAUAUAUAUUUUUGUCUUUUGUGUCAUUGUGUUCUGAAGAUGUCAACAUUAUCAAAGGGUGAACGAAAAACAGGUCCAUACUAGUAGUAACUUUUUCAAUUGAGUACAAAAGAAAGCAACUUGCGGCUCCUCAUUCAGGUUAUUAAUCAUGUAAGGUGUUUCUUGUAGGUCACGCAGGGUCACACCACAUCAUUCCCUUGAAAAAAGUGUUGUGUCUACUAUGACUCUCCCCACUUUAGUUUCUGCAAUACGAGUAUUUAUGGCCAUAUCUCUCUUUUUUCCACGAGUAUCGCCCUUUUUGUACAAUAUCUCAGGUGUUUGAAACCAAUGGCAACAUUCCUCUCCUGCUUCUUGUGAUCCCUUUAAAAUCACACACACACACACACACACACACACACACACACACACACACACAUUAUUAUUAUUAUUACUAUUGUUGUUAAGUAACAUUCACCCUGUUAACUGAAAGGAAAGAUGGUCAGGUUUAUAGACGAAAUUCAUGUCCAUUUUAACCGCCACGAAAAUAAUCUUUUAUCAUUUGCAUACUUUAUUUAGUUUUGUAUGUGUUAUCUUUAAAAUAUUUGGAACACCAUGACACAAUGUGUUUAUUUUGUUAUUUAUUAUUAUUAAUUUUUUCACUAAACUUUAGACAGGCAAAUUCUCAUCAGCAUCUACUUCAGGACGAAGGAGCGAGGCGGUAGGCAGGUUCUCUUAGCCACAGAGAAAUGCUGAGUCUUGUGCCUCACAUCUCUCAACUCCAUCAAUCAUCAUAUAUAAAGAGUUAACCCUUCAGUGUCAUUUUUUUCUUUAUGUAAGAUGAGCACCAGAAAAGGAUAACAAAAAGAACUUUAAAAAAUUGUUCACUUAAGUGCCAGUUCCAAAAAGUCACAAGAGUCACCUAAAGUUGGAGGAUAAUGUCUUAGAACAUCAGUAUAUAUUAGUUGUUGUUCACACUGUUUCAGAUAGUGCCAUGUAACACUGGUCUUUGCACAGCCAUCCACGGAGACACUCAAGAUCGAAGUGAAGGCCACGGCAUGUCAAGAAAAGCUAUGAUAUCAUAGUAACACACAUUCUAAAUCCAUGGCGCCAUUCAGUCUAAAGGCGUGAACAAUUAUGCGUUUUAUAAUAUUGUCAUUUAUUUCAUACACCUUCAUUGUAGUCUUGUCCUUCCUGUAUUUAUUUUUGGUCGUGUUUUUUUUUUUUUUUUUUUGGCCCAGAUUGCAUACUUAAGCCUGAUUGAUUAAGCAACUAUUCGCUAUUCGGAGCCGUCGUUCAUCUACCUUGUAAGUCUUUAUAUGGUGCCACCUCCUAUAGCUUAGUUUGUGUUCUCAGGGUCAAAUACUGACAAAUAUUAAGUAUUUAAGCAGUAGGCUAUGUGUUCAAGAUGGUGAAGGAAUGUUACCUGGCCACACGUGCGCGUUUACGAAGACGUAUUUUUCUGAAUACAUAUAAAAGACUGAUACUGAAAUACUUAGCUUGUACGUACAUAGAGAGGCGAGUGUUGGUUGGCGCGUGGUGUCUCCUGAGGGACACAGAGAGAGGGAGUGUCUCGUGAGCUGCGGUCUGAUGGUGGCGUCAUGGAGGUGGUCAUAACAGUAUCCGGUCUUAUAUUUGUUAGUGUAUUUACUUGUUGAUUCUGUUGUCCAGGUUUUGUCUUUACAGUCAGCAGUGCUCAUCGGCUCGCCACGAUUGAAUUUUAUUUCCAUUUGCAAGGAAAGAUGAAAUGUGUUAGUCUAUUGAUCCAAUUUUGUAUACCUUUCGAUAAGUGUUUUUACACUGAAGAUGAUGAUGGUGAUGAAGGAGACGGUGUUGGUGUUGGUGGUGGUGGCGGUGGUGAUGCCUACCCCUGUAUACAUAUUGCCUUUGCACAAGGAGUUUAAAUCAGUCACAUUUCAGGCGUGUAAUAUCUCCUGUGUGACAUUCAAGACCUUUGAUGUAAGCGUAAGGAUCAUGUUUUUAUUUGCAUUCAAAAGAUAGGAAGUGACUGUAAGGAAACUGAUCGAGAAGGAAGGUGAAGAUACGCCUUGCCAGUCCACCAGCAAACUUUACCCACACCAACAUCGUCCAUCCUCGGUAGGCAUCACUAACUCUCUUCCCAAACACUACAAUGUCUGAAAACCGCUCACUCGACUUUUACGGGAUAAUUGUAAGGAAAGGAUGGUUGUAAAAUUGUGAAAGUUAGUUGAAGUUAUUGCUAUAAAAAAAAUCUCCUCAGAAAACCAACUCAAAGAAAAUUCAUCGUCUAACUUGAAGGCCUUUAGAAGUGGAGUGUAGUAAUCAGCCAUGUCAGCCUGUCAACAGAAGUGACUACCGUAUUAGAGCCAUAUUCUGAAACGCUUCUACGCCUCACCUUCACUGCAUUCAAAGGGCUCUACUUGAAACUACACAAGUUUUUCAAGAGCAUUUCUAGGAUUCCAUUGUAAGACUAACAAGAUUUCUACAUUAGUAAUAUGAGUAACAUUUUUGAAAACCCGGCUAUUCAGCUCAGUGGCCUUUGAAAAUAGUAAUGGUGAGAGCAAAGCGCCUCUGAAUACAAGCCUUUGUGUGAAUGUGUUAUGACAAGUCCGUGGCGUCACCAGGCCAGCUCGGGACUCCAGCAGCAAGCCGAGGAUGAACCGCCGCCUCAUUAACUGUCCAUUUCAUAUUUUACUGAAGACGCCUCAAAACACCGUAUAAUGCAGUUCGUGCUGCAGUUAUGUCGUAGCAUUUAGAAAGCGAAAAAUUUGUAUAUUUUUAUUAUAUAAAUCUAUAUUGUAAAAUUUGUACUGUAAAAUAUAAACUUGGGUCAGGUCCUCCCAUAUGUAUAGAUCCCUUACUACACCCUUUCUUGGUGCGCAACUUCUUCAUCUACUUCUUCUUCUUCUUCUUCUUCUUCUUCUUCUUCUUCUUCUUCUUCUUCUUCUUCUUCUUCUUCUUCUUCUUCUUCUUCUUCUUCUUCCUCCUCCUCCUUCUCCUCCUCCUCUCUUCCUCGCAGACACUCAAUCACGUUUUCCGCAGUCGUAACAAUAGUAUUGAUUUUUCCCUAUCUCGGGGUAGUUGCAUUUCAAACUGUUAGCCAUUUACAUUAUUUUUAACGCAACAUUUAUGUAUUAGUAAUUAUUUGAUGUUUAUGUUUGUACCAGUAAUGAUAAUACUAUUUUAGUGUUAAGUCCUGCCAGAGUGAGAGGGCACCGGGGCAGAGAGAAGCACCAAGCCAGUGCUAGUGCUGGUCUGGGAUGCACCGCCGCUCCUCUCUCGUGCCUAAGCCUUUUAAUCUUGGUCUGGGCAGGAUAUUUGCUCGAAUAAACCUGAUUUGAAUAAGUUCACACUCAGCAUUUUGCAAGUCAAUCAUCCGCACCUUGGUUCCGUUCAGGUAUAGCACCUUAAUGUCACUCAUGUAUCUGACUUCCAUGUUUCACUAUUAAAAACAUGCAUUUUGUAAAAGUACGGUAUAAUGUGUAAGCGCUGGUAUAUACAGUACGUUGUAGCGUAGUUUAAUCAUGUAAUGGUGAGAAUAGUCUUCUUUAGGAUUUGAAAAAAAAAAAAAAAAUAGAAAAAAAAUGUUUUCGAGACUUUCAAGACCGACAGUAACCUUAUCUGUGUGUAACCCCGUUGGGAAGACCUCGCCGGUAGCAGGUUUUCUUUGUUGCGAGCCGUCUGAAGUGAGUUAAGUGUCAGGGAGGCUAGGGGCGCUGCCUGCAAACAUGUCAGGAGACCCUUAAAAUAUCACUACAAAAUGUCAUCAUAGCACCUAGUCCUUCUGCCCAGCGAGUCUCAAAAACACCACCUUCAUUAACUUUUACUCCUUUCACUCAACACCAGUAUAUGAAUCACUCUAGUGUAAACAAAAUAAACAAGUUAUCGCUUCAAGAAGUAAUCGUGUAAUACAAAACCCAAUAACCCACUUAUAAUGACAAAUAUUGCAAUUUUUUGUUAUGCAUUCUGUAGUAAAGUUCAUGGUGGGAUCUCUGAGGGCUAAAACUUUCCAACUCCACUCAUUAUUUUCCCACAACCCGUCAUGACACCCACUAGACAAACUGUAAAUAUGUAUCUAAAAAAUUUGUUUGCUCAAGAUCGUUUCCAUAUAAAGUGAAAGUAACAGACAGCAAUAGUUUAUAGAUUUUGGAAAAACAAGCCACACAGACAUGAUGGCCCGUAACUGUACAUAUGAGGUGUGCAGAUAAGAUGUAUUCAGUGGUAUAGGAGUCAUGUGCACGGAAUUACGAAGGAACUGGUUUUGGGCGCUGAAUCGGCCGUCUGCGAUUAGUAGGGUUUCGUCUGCCUAGCUUCAUGAUACUGACCCAGGGCUACUGACUGCCGGGAAACAAGCACCAUAAUUAGCUGAAAUGUUGGCGGACGUAACUUAUCUAUUUAUAUGAGAAAGUGCGGUCAGUAUACUUUCAGACAUGUUGCUGAUUUGUUAGUGUAAUGCAAAAACAAGAUGAGUAAAAAGUUAUUGUUAUACCAGUUAAUGUUUGUGUGCGUCUACACAUAAUACAUCAUUCCAAGCAUUUCUUCAUUCUUCUAAAUUUUACACAUAGCCGUCAAUGAUUAGAAUUUUAAAUAUCCUAACAGAUAUGCAUGGACAACCAACAAACAACAGCACUGCACAAUUUCAUUUACAUGCUGUGUCUCAAAUUCCGGUCGUUACUAUUUAUGUUAUCUUAAUAUAAAAAUUGAAAAAGGGAAGGGAAAAUAAAUCAACAAAAAUUAAGAAGAUGUAGGAGGAACAGAUAUUUUAUUACGUGUUUGUGAGAAAGCUGACAGUCGCCCCUCAGCUGCACACCAUGACAGACGCAGUACCAUAUGUAACGGUCGAACUCGGUAGAUAGCUAAUUCAGUCGUUUUGUUGGAUGGCUCCGUGGUAAAGGGGGUCUGUUCGUGGCCCUAAUGGUGUGAGUUCGAUCCUGACCCACGGCAGUUACUUGGUGAGAUUGGUGGUGCUUUCUCUUCAACCCUAGCUAAGGACUGGCCACAAGCUAACACGUCUGCCCUAAUGAACCUUGUGCAGUUGAUAGACAUUAAGCACAAGCCUUUUCUUUUUGCCGCAACUCAAAACAACUGAUUCAUUUACGCACGAGUUAGUUCCGAGUUAGCGUUGGGUGGCAGGUCGGUCACCAGCAGCCCAGGUGAGAGACACAAACGGCCGCGGCCAUUUACACCUGGAAACACGAUUCAUUUCAGACUUUUUCAACUCUCCCAUGGCAGCUGCAAACUUGUCAAAUAUAUGGUUCGAGGUUUAGGCCCAGAGUGUGUGGUUUAAUUAAUAUUCGGGACAAAGUAAACGCUACCAAAGGGAAUAAAUAUAAGAAUAUAAAAAAGGCAAGAAAACAUAUGAUCAAAAACUUAAACCGAACCCCAAACUAACUUAUCUGAGAGGCCGCAGUUUCGCCCGAGAGUGGUGAGAGAAGUUGAGUGAGUGACGGUGAGAGCGAUUUGUGAGUGUAUAUUGUGAUUUGUAUUCAUGUGAAAGGGAAGAAAGUACAUGUGAAAAUCCACGGAACCCGGCCUUUGAUAGUUCGGUCCUCCAGUUCCUGACGACCCAUCUCCGUGGCGAGGCGUUAGCAGCCAAGGUCCUCGUGCCUCCAUAGCCUUGUGUCCACCCGACGGCUCGAACUCAGCGCUAUCCAGGGUGAGGCAGGAGUAGUUCGCAACGCUACACACACGUCAGGGUCAGUCUGCAGUGAUCGUAGUUGCUUCGUUCCGUCUAUGGGCGAGUAUAGGGUUUUGGAGGAGGGCUCGAAACUGUAAUUGUCAAGAGUGUUCACUGAUUGUAAUAAAUAUUUUUCUAAAUGUA
Molecule: messenger RNA, 7832 nt
Organism: Portunus trituberculatus (swimming crab)
Lineage: Eukaryota; Metazoa; Arthropoda; Malacostraca; Decapoda; Portunidae
Product: zwei Ig domain protein zig-8-like
Exons: 9
Coding region: 469-1503 (344 amino acids)
Biological process (GO): synapse organization
Cellular component (GO): neuron projection membrane
Source: RefSeq, a predicted model, not a curated record